GCAUGUUGCUGAACGAUUGCAUGUGUUUAUUUUCUUUAAAAAAUGACGAGACAAUCACGUUAAGUACCCGAUGGCAGUUGCCUCGAUUUCAAGAAUUACGAAGAUUAUCAUUCGAAAUAGACAUCUAAAUUGUGUACGGAGUGUGUUUACUCGACGAAACAGAAGGCACCCGAAUGAGAACAUGAGUGGGGAUGGGGCGGCAGCAACAUGCUUUUUACAAGUUGUGGGGUCGGGUCCGGCACAUGCUCCGCCAGCCUUAUUUCUUUUCACCGAUUUCACCAAUCGUUAUUUAAUAAAUUGUGGUGAAGGAACACAGAGAAUGAUGACAGAACACAAGAUGAAGCUUUCUACUUGUGAUACUAUUUUUCUCACAAGCUUAAAAUGGAGCAGCAUUGGUGGUUUAGUAGGUAUGACUUUAACAUUAAAAGAUAUUAAGAUGAGAAAAGCUACAUACUAUGGCCCUUCUGGACUGUCUGAACUACUGUCAGCUACUAAAGCCUUUGCCAGACUUGCCGAAAUGGAAAUUGCACGGAAACGGAAACGAAGAAAGUCAGGUCCAAUUGGUGACGUGUCUAUUGCAUACAUUUUCAAGAUGCACAAUAAGCCAGGGAAUAUACUUGUAAACAAAGCCAUAUCGUUGGGCUUGAAGCCUGGUCCCUUAUAUGGAGAACUGAAGAGAGGAAAAACAGUAUUGACACCCGACGGCAAAGAGGUACAUCCAGCAGAUGUUUUAACACCUGUUGUUAUUGGUCCUGUAUUCAUAGUUCUGGAAUGUCCAACUGAGGAUUAUCUGGAUAGUCUUGAGUCUAGUACUAAACUGAAUGAAUACCUAAAAGAUGAUGUAGAACAGCCAGUAUCAUUGGUAGUGCAUCUAACACCUCCAGAAAUACUCAGUACUAGUAGAUACCAGGCAUGGAUGAAAAGAUUUGGUGAAAAAACAGAUCACUUAGUGAUGAACAGUGAAAGUGAAAGUCAUGGUUUAAAUAAAUCCUGGUUAUUACAAAACAAGCUGAAUAUGAUAUGCCCCCAAAUAUUUCCUGAUUUGAAAGGGCAGUAUACGGAUAUCCAACCCUUACAGAGUGAAAUGAAAGUUGACAAUGGUCUUAUAACAAAGGCAGAAUGUUUAAUGAAAUAUCACCUGAGACCACAUAGCAGAUGGGACAGAAGUGGAAUUCCAACUGUAACAAGAGAACAAAUCGAAAAAGAUGUCCACAUGAUACCAGGAUUUACAGAAAAACUCAAAGAUCUCAGGAAAACUCUUUCACAUCAUGUCAACUCUUCUAAUACUAGUGAGCUUACUGGUACUGAUGAGAGUGACACAGUAAAAACUGAAAUGCAAAGGACUAAUUGUGUAGAGUCAGCGAGUAAUAAUGUCACUGAACCUAAUGAUUCAGAAACAACUAGUGAAGUAGAUAAUAUUGUAACUUCAGUGAAAUAUCCAGAAGUUGUAUUUUUCGGUACGGGAUCAGCAAUGCCUAGCAACGCAAGAAAUGUUAGUUCAAUACUGCUUAAUAUGAAUAAUGAUACAUCUGUUUUAAUGGACUGUGGAGAAGGGACUUUUGGACAGCUGUUUCGUCACUAUGGCAACCAAACCCUAGAUAUAAUGCAACGAAUACAAUGUAUAUAUAUUUCUCAUUUACAUGCGGAUCAUCAUAUGGGUCUGAUAAGUUUAUUAAUUGAACGAAAAAAAUAUAUGGUUGCUCUUGGUGGCGAUGUCACUCCAUUAAAUCUUGUAUUACCCGCUCAACUUAUACAUUUUCUUAAUUUAUAUGAAAGAUUAUUCCAUAAAAUCCUAGACAAUGUAAGAAUAAUUCCGUGUAGAAAUCUACUUCCUUUUUCAAAAGACAAAGGAGAAAACGAGGAGUUGCUGCACACACAGUUGAACCUAGAAAAGAUGGAGACUGUGACUGUGAAUCAUUUUGCUCAACCACAUGGGCUUGCCAUCACACAUAGAGAUGGGUGGAAGAUUGUAUAUUCAGGAGAUACUAUGCCUUGUAAUGGGUUAGUAGAUAUAGGUAUGAAUGCUGAUAUUUUAAUACAUGAAUCUACUUUCGAAGACGGUUUAGAGGACGAAGCACUCGAUAAAAGACACAGUACUAUGUCACAAGCCAUAGAUAUCAGCAAUCAAAUGAAAGCCAAAUUUGUUUUAUUGACACAUUUUAGUCAACGUUAUCCAAAAAUACCAAUUAUUGAUGCAAAAGAUGAUAGAACACAGAAAACUGGUAUUGCAUUUGACCAUAUGAAGGUAACGAUUGAAGAUUUACCGAUAUUACCACAACUUGUACCUGUAUUACAAUGCCUGUUUCUGGAGGCCAUUAUGGAGAUGGAGGAAAGAACUUUCAAGCGUACACAGAGGGAGCGAGCUCUUGCUGAAUGAACUAUGAGGGCAUGCAUCAAUACCCAUAUAAUUUGGUUACCUUACAAAUGAGGGUACAUAUUUAAAUAUUGACAACACACGCAUCAUGCGAGUCUUACAGUAGCCACAGCCAUAAACGUCUACAAGUCUGAUAGUAGCUCGAACUGUGAACAUACCAAGUCUGCAGCACAUUUACAAGCAUGCUCAAUACAGUAAGCAACAAAUUGCUCCACUGUAAUAACGUAUUGGAGAUAAAUUCGAAAGAUUAUUUAUUGAACUAUUAUUUUUAAUUCAAUAGCCCAAUGAGCUUGACCUUAAUUUAAAGAUUAUUCAUAAUUCGUAUCUUUAUCAGUCUUAGGACUUAUAUGACAUAUUUGGUGGUAAGAAUUUGUACAAUUUUGGAUACAUUUGAGGAUUCGUCCUCGUUACAAAUUACUGCAGUAACAGAGAUGUCCAUGUUUCAUAGAAUACUAUUUAAAAGUAUUAACAAAACGAUCGUCAACUACAUGUAUUUCUGACAUGAUUUUGAGUACUUAAAUUCUACAAUUCAGAUCCCAAAACUGUAUUAAUGCAUAAUUGAAUAUAUACGUUUCCCUCGGUUGCACAAAUGUCAGUGUACACUGUUCAUAUACUUUAUUUGCUCUGUUAGUAGCACAUGUGCCGAAGUAAAUUUAUACAGAGGUGUUUCCAUGGUCAAAAUAAAUCGUAUUUUAAUAAUUCA
Molecule: messenger RNA, 3077 nt
Organism: Saccoglossus kowalevskii
Lineage: Eukaryota; Metazoa; Hemichordata; Enteropneusta; Harrimaniidae
Product: zinc phosphodiesterase ELAC protein 2-like
Biological process (GO): mitochondrial tRNA 3'-end processing
Cellular component (GO): mitochondrion
Molecular function (GO): 3'-tRNA processing endoribonuclease activity
Source: RefSeq, a predicted model, not a curated record